Nematostella vectensis (starlet sea anemone) is the source of this 1297-nucleotide messenger RNA. RefSeq lists its product as uncharacterized. Lineage: Eukaryota; Metazoa; Cnidaria; Anthozoa; Actiniaria; Edwardsiidae. Gene Ontology annotation, molecular function: actin filament binding. The record is from RefSeq and is a predicted model, not a curated record. Gene Ontology annotation, cellular component: nucleolus; catalytic step 2 spliceosome; striated muscle dense body. Bases 257 to 1201 code for a protein of 314 amino acids. The transcript is spliced from 3 exons.
AAAAAUAAGUGCCCCACAGCCCCGCUACGGCCCUGCAUAGAUAAUUAUUUGCGUGAAUUCGUAUUUCCCAAUUGCCGCUGGCACAAAGCUACGUGGGCGUACGAGAUGGUGCGCGAGCAUGAUCUUUUCCAGCUCGCGGCGCAUGCGCUCAUAGGCUCCCUCUGUCACGUCAACACUUUUACCGGGAAACACUGUUGUAAUGCAUUGCUAAAGAAGAUCUCAGCGAACCUAGUUUGACUAUUGGCAAGAGGCUACGAUGUUUCGCUGGUGUAUGGACAGUAGACUGAUGCAGAUUGCCGGUAUUAGAGAGUCCAUGCCACUCGACAUCCCUUCCGUGUGUUUUAGAACUUCUCAAGACACAUUUGUCACAGCCAUGCCUCCAUCAUGUGGGGACGGUGUGUUCAGCACCAAUGCUUCGUCUAUUGGGAGGGCCGAGCAGUUCGAGGCCGUCCAGCACUCGCAGGGGCGAGUGGCACUCAGGACAUGUUACGGGACGUACAUCAAGUUUACCCCAGCCUCCAAGAAUGGCGCGGUCCGCAUGGACAGCGAGACUAUAGGGCCCUGGGAAAUAUUCCAGAUAGUUCGUCUUCCUGGUCAGAAAUUUGCACUGUACACCGAUCAUGGGACUUAUGUCUCAGCACUCGAACCGAACCAGCAACGCGCCCCGCCCACGGAUGGUCUACGCAUCACGAGUCAUCAUCUCUUCUAUGUCGAAACGAUACCCGAAACACUAGGCGUAUCACAGGUAUUCGUCCUACGGACCUUUUGGGGGACGUACGUCACAGCCUGCAAGCCAGAACAUGACCAGUGCGGGCCGAUAUUCACAGACUCGAAGGAUGAAGGAGAGCGAGAAGAGUUCUGGUUCAGGGAAGAAAAGCCAGGACAUUUUCUCAUUGAAACGUGCUUUGGGGAGCUUUUAUGCGCGAAGGAACCGAAGGGUCUAGGGCCAGUCAAAACAGACUCGAAAAAGAUCUGCAAAGAGGCAAAGUUCCAAUUUGUGUACUUGACGAACGACAAGGUUCUUGUCAAGACAGUAUAUGGGACGUACCUCAGCACUAGAGAUCCAGAUAUACGGACAGGGGAGGGGUCCCUAGAGGCAAGGGAAGACCGUAACACCUGUCCAGAGAUGGUGUUUGAAAUGAUCACUCUGAAUGAUUUGGACGAGGAACGCGUCCCAUCUCAGUGCUGUACUGUUUGCUAACCAGUGGGGACAUUACUAUGCUAAUGUGCAUGGUAAUAAUGAUAAAAUGUUAAAUAAUAGUGGUACGAUAAGCAAAAAAAAUAAAAAUAUAGUCGA